Messenger RNA from Porites lobata, 10998 nucleotides. Lineage: Eukaryota; Metazoa; Cnidaria; Anthozoa; Scleractinia; Poritidae. The record is from the annotation of a GenBank genome assembly.
AUGUCCUCGGAACUUUAUUACCACACACUGAUCGCUUGCAUCGUGGGUUCCAUCUUCGCUUUUACUGCCGUAGUGCUAAACGUUUUAGUAAUACUCGCGCUGAGAAAUAUUCCUUCCUUGCCAAGAAAAACUCUGAAAACAUUGCUUCUGAGUAUGUCUGUCUCCGACCUUGGUGUUGGUUUAGUAGCGCAGCCACUAAACAUUUAUCUCCUUGUCAGCGACAUAAAUUUCCUUUCUUCAUAUACUUUUCUUGAUCACCAUGAAGCUAUAUUUGACGCGUACAGAGUCGUGGCCAACAUCCUAACGUAUGCUUCGUUUUUCAGCAUCGUGGCGUUGAGUGCUGACAGAUUUUUGGUUAUACGCCUUCAGCUCCGGUACCAGGAUGCGGUAACUCAUAAACGCGCCAUGGCUGGGGUCAUUUCAUUUUGGCUGUUGAGUGCCGUCCUUCCGCUGAUUCGAUUUCUUGGGUGGUUCCCAGAGAACAAGAUUUUCAUUUUUUUUGUUACCAUUCAGUUCAUUUGCCUCAUCAUCUCAGGCCUGUUUUACUUCAAGAUUUUUUUAGCCUUGCGACAGCACGCAGCCCAAGUUCAAAACGUGCCAGCUGAAUGCGGAGAGAGGAAUGAAGCGGUAAAUGCAGCAAGAGAGAGAAAAGCUGCAUUCGGCGUAUUUUAUGUGUAUCUCACAUUUGUGGCUUGUUACCUACCAAGGAUUUGUUUCAAUGUUGCCGAAAAAAUAAUGGACAUUAAGCGAUUUGUAUUGGUAUAUAAAGUAAAUCUCCACCUUACUGUUUUGCUUGUACUCAAUUCCUCUCUGAGUCCACUGAUUUACUGCUGGAAGAUGAGACGCAUUCGGCAGGCCAUGAUAGACGUACUGCGUAAACCCUUUCAAAACUAAGAGAACUGCCGGAAACUGCGGAUUAAGACAGGAAAGCUGAACGAUAAAAACUUGUAAUUAAAACUGUUGCUUGUUGGCUGUUUUUAGAAAUAGGACGAUUGAAAGAAAUAGAUAAUAAUAAUAACUACAAGAAGAAGACGAAGAAGACCACGAAGAGGGAAAAAAAGAAGGCGACGACGAAGAGUAAGAAGAAGAAGAAGAGGAAGAAGAACAAGAAGAACAAGAACAAGAAGAAGAAGACGACGAAGACGACGAAGACUAAGAGGAAGAAGAAGAAGAAGAUGAUGAUGAUGAAGAAGAAGAGGAAGACGAAGACUAAUAAUAAUAAUAAGAAGAAGAAUGAAGUACAAAAAAAAGAAGAAUUGGAAGAGGAGGAGGAGGAAGAAGAGGAAGAAGAAGAAGAAGAAGAAGAAGAAGAAGAAGAAGAAGAAGAAGAAGAAGAAGAAGAAGAAGAAGAAGAAGAAGUAGAAGAAACACAUAAACCAUAGCAGCAGCAGCAACUUCAACAACCAGUAGAUGAUUUUUGUCCACGGAGAACUGAUUUAAGAUUGCGUGUCAGUUAAAAUACAAGACUUUUCAAACGAGUUUUAGAUAAAGGUAUGACAGAAGGUAUUCCGAGUAAACGGGAGAACAAUCGUUUGAAAUUAUUCAAAACAUGCCAAGUAUUAUAUAAGGUAACGACGGUCGUUGAUUCAUCCAAUGGGUUACUGAAUACUUCACUAGUUAUGUGUACAAUAAACCGUAAAAUAAAAGCAAGUAGAAAAGGAUAGUGUGGUAUUAAUUUUGGUUUAAACUCGACAACUAGAAUGGCUGCAAACUGCAGAGUGCGCCACAAGAAAAUUGGACAGUGCGGCAGUGUAAAUAGGAUCAUCAUGAAAUUGAGCUCUGAGUAUGUUAUCGCUAACCGAGUCCUUUCGAUGAGUCCAUUCAUUUCAAUUCAAAGAGGACAGACGGCAAAUUGUUGUUGCUCGAAAUAUCUAAAGGUCGUAACUGUUUAUCAGUAGGAUGCCUAAAAUGUGUGCAAGUCCGCAAUUCGUUUCGAUUCCAUCCUAGACCAAUGGUAGAACGUUUUAGGAGGCGCCACCCACAAUGUGAGCACAUCUACUGACUUUCAUAUUUCGGUUAUAUAUCGUAUAGCUUUCAUAUAUCGUGCCCUGUUUCUUAACGUGGACUGUAUGAUAAUGUAUGAUAAUUAUGGUACAUUGCUUUUAAUUUUUUAUGUUAGGUUCCUUACUGUCGCGACAAAAAUUGGGUGGGAAAAAGAAGGUGAAUAAUAGACACCUUCUGUCGUAAGGUAAUUGUUUUAAUACCUUUCGAAUUUUUCUAAUAGCUCCGUCGUAUUUUAUUUUAACAAAACUGUCGCAAUUGAUUAGUUAUUUGUUCUAGCGCAAGCUGUCGUUUAUCUGAAUCGAUUGUAAAAAAACACACACAUUUUUUUAGGGAUUAACAUUAACACAAACACCUGCGUGUCUGUUAUGUUCUAAGUACACUCUCUACACAAAUACAUUCGAACGUGUUUAAAUACAAAAACUAUCACUUCUUUAGCUAAAAAUAUUUUCGGCCUUGAUUAAAAAAAUAUCAAUGAAAGUUGAUCAACGACUAGCUCUGCGAAUAGAAGUUCAUUCCACAAUAGACUGACUCUUCAACGCUUUUUUCAAUUGUUGACUUGGAACAAUUGAAAGUUGGUAGUUGUAGAUUUCAGAUUCAUCUCUGCAUUCUUGCAUGCGUAAUGAGUCGUGAAUUCACACGCGAGGCAGUUACAAAUUAAAAUUUAAUUCUAGCAGCUCAGUUUCCCUGAAUUUAAGAAAUAUAAUCCAUUCAAAGAUUUUCAAUCUGACCUAAUACAGAGAAGUUCUCGUCAGACAUUCACUGCUCAUUACGCCAGCAGAAAUGCCGCUUUGAAUUUGACACUAGAUACGGGAACCACUAACCGAUUCAUUUUUCAAAUAAUCAAUUCAUUAAUAGAAUCUUGGGAGGUACGCUUGACCUGCUUUGACUGUAAAUAGGGACAUCCAAGGAGACGCUCCAGCUAAUUUGCUCGAGUAGAUAUGAGAUCUCCCAAAAAGAAGAACGAGAUCGAUGGCGGUGGAGGUUGCAACUUUAAACAGCUCUAUCAGAUGCAGGUCGGUUAAUACAACAUUACUCUUGAGGCGCUUUUGAAUUAAAAAUUGUUUAACAUCGUUCCAAAAAACAUUUGUUGCACAACAUCUCAGAAAUAGAUGAGAAAUAGUUUCUCUUUCUCUUUGGCAUAAACAACAUUUAUCAGAUUGCUUAAGGUUAAUUUUCUUUAAAAAAUCGUUGGGGGCAAUCCUCCGACGUAAGAACGUAAAAUGAAAGGUUUUUAAUUUGGUUGAUGCCGUACAGUUGAAGGCGAUUGUGUAUACUUCGUUGACGUACACGCAAAGUCAUACCCACACCGUGGUACAAGGGGGGAUGGAACCCCUGCCCGGAGUUUUUGAUGUAUUGCAGUAUUUCGAAACGAUUUUACCCUAAGUCGAAAGCCUUUGAUCUUCUUAACAAGAUUAGGUAUUGAAGAUUAGGUUGACGUCACCAACAAUGGUCGCUAUCUCAAAUUUUACCAAGAAUUAGAAAUCAGGUUAAAACUGCAAGAAAAGGUAAUUUUUUCUGCUGUACAUGAAAAGUAACACAUAAAUAAGCACUUUGCAUGAUUUUAGCGACAGGAUUUACUUUCAUUGUUGGAAAAAGUUGAAAAACCACGUACUUUCACUCAAAAAUGGCUUGACCACCUGCUAGUUAUGACGUCAUAUCUCGUAACCAUAGCAACUGACCAUCACUGAACUUGUCUCAAAAUGUGCGGGAGGGAUGAACAAGCAGCUACUGAAAAAGUCAGGUGCUGAUGUUUUAUCCUCUAAUAGAAAACUCAGAAAAACCUUAUGGGGGGGGGAGGGGAAGGGGGGUGGCAUCCACCCCCCUUAUACGUCCGAGGGUUAAGAGACUUAUUGAACGUAUUUAUGUCAAUACAUCCUCAGACCGCCCUCCUCAUAAUCUUUAAUUGUUGUAUACUCUCUUUUAAUCUUCUCGCCUUUACCGUGCCAAAGAAACUCGAAAAGAAGUUUGUUGACCUUUUGUAGUGCCUCCGCAUCAGUUGGGAGUGGAUUCAAAAUGUAAAUAAGUUGGGAGACCAGGGCCCGGUUGCAUAAAACCUGCACUUAAGUGCUCACUUAAGUAGCUCACUUACGAAUCCGUUAUGGGUACACUUACGGGUGUUGCAUGGAACACACUUAGCGCUCUCGUAAGUUUCUGUUUUACGUGGUAACUUACGGGCUCACUUAAGGGCACACGUAACCUUGAUAUAGUACUUUAUUAAUGAUUCACUCUAACCAUCGGUGAGUGUAAAGAAAGUUAAAAGUCGUUUCGAAAACUUUUAAGAGGGUCUCAAUGGGGUGGUGGCAUUUACGGUUAUCGGCUAAAAUCUUGGCUCUUUUACGGCUAUCGGUUAAUUUUUUUCCAGUUACGGUUAACGAAAGAGUUAAAAAUUAACUGCUUUUCUUUCAAAAAGUUAAAUAUUAAUUAACCUGUAUUUUUUUGUAUUUUUAAAUCAAAAUAAAGGUCUUCGGAUCAUCUCAGGAUAAAAUAAGCCAUUCUUUUGAAAAAUUUUCACAUUGGAUCGAUCAUACUUUUUAUAAAGUAAUCCACUUCUAAUAUUAUUUUACACAUAGAAAUGUCAAUAGUCAAUUUAAAAAUAAUCUUUGUGAAAAAGCAAAAGCAGACAAGCAAACGCCCAACUCAAGGCCGGGGCGACAUUCAUUAUAACAAAAAUGGCCGUUUUCACACUAGAGAAGGAUUAUUCGUGUGAGACGGGUUAUCCGUUUGAUGAUUCGCGUCAGAUAGGUAAUACGUCUUAAUUUGAAAAUGGAAAAGUUUUAAUUUUGAGUGAACAAUCCGCCUGACUUUUGAAGACGGGAUUAUCCGUUCCAGGUAGCCUUGGUACAGCCGCCCCCUCCCCUCACAAAAAAAUCGGAGAAGGGGUGUCUGUGGGGAGGGCUCGACUGUACACAGGCUAGUCUCGGACGGAUGAUCCAUUUCUAGCUCUAGUGUGAAAACGGCCAAAAACAAAAUUCUCUUGUCCAGUGUUUUUAUGAUAGCGAAGAACUGUACGGAGCGACUGUCUGCCGUUGCCUUGUUCGUAGGCCGCAUUAUUCCGCGCGGCUAAUGCGUUUCGGGUCACGUGGUCCCAGCGAGUUCGCCACCGAAAUGCCUUGACCGAGACUGCGUGGGAAGACGCCGUACAGGGACUAGGCAUAGCAAUGUCUACCGUAGCGUCAGCGGAGAAAAACAGGGAAGUGUUGUUUAUCGGCAACGUGUUUUACAAACAGUGACAUCGCUGCGUGCUGUUUCACUAGUGUUUCGAGGGCACGACCUCCCGAAAAUUGCAGAUAUUAAUCCCCAGUAAGAAGCCACACUUUCGCUAUGGAAAAAAUUAGUUCCCCGAUAGAGCGCCGGAAAUGGAGCCUAGGUCUUGGUUAACACCUAAAAGGCGCUUCGCCUAACGUGCGUACGGAGUCACACUAGCCGGGAAAUAAAAAACACAACCAUAGGUGAGUUUAGUACCUUCCUUAAAAGUAGCAAAUCUAAGGAACACUUUCUUUUACGGUUAACUCUUUUUUACCCUAUUUACGGCUAACGGUUAAAAUGUUUCAAUUUUUACGGCUAUCGGCUAAAUUUUUGGCCGUUUUACGCCUAUCGGUUAACCCCAGUGAGACCCUCUUUUAAGCCUCUCAAAAAAUGAAAUUUGCAUGCAAACGUUAUUUUUCUUCAAUAUCUACUGAAAAUGAUAGUUCUUCUUCUUUUUUCACAAAAGUGUACAUCAGAGGUUAACAAAGCGCAUUAGAACGAAUUACGUGAAGAAAAAUACUGUUUUCACUCCUCAGCAAAAGAUCUCGUUAAAUUUAGUAAAAACAGCAACGAUACGGGAUCUACAUAGGUCCCGUAAAUUUACGUGCUAUUUUCCCUUAAAAAAAGUUUUAUGCAACACCCGCAAUUUCUGUUGCAUAAACGACACUUACAGUCAAACCAAGUCAAGCGUACCCCCCAAGAUUCUAUCAGUGAAUUGAUUAUUUGAAAAAUGAAUCCAUUAGUCGUUCCCGUAACUAGUGUCGAAUUCAAAGCGGCAUUUCUGUAUGCGUAAUGAGCAGUGAAUAUUUUACGAGAACUUCUCUGUAUUUGGUCAGAUUGGAAAUCUUUGAAUGGAUUAAGCUUCUUAGAAGACACUUACAUCAAUUUCUAGAAAAUGGAGCUGGUAGAAAUUUCAUAACUGCCUCGCGUGUGAAUUCACGGCUCAUUACACAUGCAAGAAUGCAGAGAUCAAUCUGAAAUCUACAACUAGCAACGGAUUCAACUUUUGAAUAAUAAAUUCAUGAAUGAAUUCUUGGGGGGUACGCUUGACCUGGUUUGACUGUAAGUGAACACUUACGAAAAUCGUAAGUGCAACCACUUAAGUGAAUUCCCUAAGUGGACCAUUUAAGUGAUUUCAUGCAACUGACUUAAGUUACGAGUGCACGUACGUGUACCCGUAGUUGUUACGGACGUUUUAUGCAACCGGGCCCAGAAGACUUUUGAUGAGAGUGAUCCUCCUAAGUUGUUAUUGUUGGUUUUCACCGUUCUCCGGCGUUGCCUUCGCCGCUUAGCAUGAGACGAUUUUAUAUUUUGUUUGAACAAACUAUAAAUAUUAUCGACAGCCUUGCUUUUAGCCCUGGCUAAAUCUAUAUAUUAGUUGAUUAAUUAUGACUUAUAAUACUUUUCAGUCACAACUUGAGGAUCUUUGAUGCCCCAUGCUUAAAUAGCAAAAGUAAUUUCUUCAUUUGUUAAAGUUUCACUUGUUCUACCCAGAAAUACAGAAUAAUUAUUUUUUUCCAUUUUCUGAGUUGAAGAAACUUCAAGUUUGUGAACCGAGUCAACGAGCCUAAUCAUCGAAGAAACAAACGCAAAGCAACAGUAUGUACACAGCAUUUUAUGUGUCUAAAUAUUUGCAUUUCAUUUUUAAGUUCUGUUUUAAAAAUAUAUAUUAACGACCUUCAUAUAAAGGACAGUCUGCACGUUAAUGAGAGCGGAGGAUAAGCCUGAGCGGAAAACCUAAUGGUUUCAAUCGACCCGCUUUAUCGAUUGGCGCCAGUAAAACGUUAAAUUGUACAUUUUGCUGUCAUUUUUUAGAGCAAUUUAGUGAGGCAAAAUCAUUUAGCUGAUUAUUAAAACAAUAAUUUUAGAGAAAGUAAAAAGAAAAAAAAUUUAAAGUGAAAAUAACUCUAAACUAAAAAUAUAUAUAUCUAAAUGUUACCUUAAUACAGCCGUUUAGAGUACUAUGUUUUGCUGUUAAAACUUACCUGUAUAUGUUGUGAUUUAAUUUUAUCCUUAGUUUAAUUUUUCUUUUCCUUUGUUUUUGGGUAUGAUAAUGUAUGAUAAUCAGUUAACCAAGGGUAAAAUAGACUCUUCCGUGCAAAGUGUAAGGUUCUCACCGAUAAUUGUUGAAAAAACAAAUAUUUAUUGCAAAAAGGUCUGCCUUUAUUAACUUACAACAGGUGAAUCCGUAUUGCCAUAUAUAUGGUCAUCUAAUUAGUUCAUGAACAUUAAUUAACAUAAUAAGAGAUAUAUAUUACAUGUAGGAACUAACAUAUUGAGUUAUUAAUGAUGCGUUUAGUAUAUUGCUUCUAGCGAGUUGCGUCAUUUACUUUUCAAUUCGUGAUACGUAUAACGUUUUUGUUGGGUCUCUCUUGGUUCGGCAUUUAAUUUCAAAAUAGCAAAAUUCAGCUGAAACCAUCCAAUAAACGUCUUUAACCUUCAUCUGAGCAAUUUCAGUGGUGACCUUUUAAGAAGAAAAAAAUGGAACCGAGCAUUUUAUAGCACAAUAUAAAAAAGCUUGGCAACAUCCAAGACCACUAACGAGCAAGGUGGAUAAAGUUUUGUUAAUCGUUAAACAAACAGGAACAGGGGAGUACGAUUAUUACAAUAAAAGAUAACGCCUUUAUUAAUUUUUUGAUAGGUGACUUCCGUAGUAUUAUCAGUCCGUAUCGCCACGAUUAUCCAGCCAAUUCAUGAUCAGGACUAUUAUCAAGGAAUAUAUGACUAACAUAUUAAAUGACUGGUGGUGUGUUUAGUAUAUUGAGGGACGUCAUUUAACUUAACACUAGUUGGUAACACAUUUUUAGUGGGCGUUUAAUUUAAAAACAGCACGAUUCAGCUGAAAACUACCCAACACACCUGUAGUGCCAAAUUUGACAUAAUUCAUCUAAGACUUACAUUUAUGGUUUCAAAACCUGGCUUGUCCUUAUAACGACUAAACCAAUCCUAAUAAAGGCCAGGGAAAAAUCACAAAGAAAUUCAAUUUUUCGGUAAAACCCUGAAAAACCCAACUACACGUAUUGCUAUGCACAUUAAACUCUGCUAAAGAGGUUUCAUGAGGAAAAUUAAUAAGAGGGAGCUUAAUAGAAGGAGUCCGCUUGUAAGAAUUGCGCAAUCUUUGUUAACGAUCAACAUUCAACGGUUACUCUGUACCGUGAUAAAGUUGCAUGUUGUUUAAGAAGCUAUCUAGAGUUCAAUUUCAUCACCUUUCAUUACCAACUUUAAUUUGUUUGUAAAUGCAAAAACACUAACUGACCUCAGUACGUGUUUUAAAGACGUAAUCCAAUACUACUAUUGUCAGUUCAGUCCGGUGUUCCCUUAAUAGAGGUUUUGAAUAAUAGAAAUUAGCCAAAUACAACUUAUGUUAGUGUCCGCGUCCGCUUAAUAGAAGUGUCCGCUGAAUAGUGUUUCGUUAUAAAGGGAAAUAUCAGACGUUCGUUUCGGGACCCGGCUUAGAGUCCCCUUAGGAGAGGGUGUCCACUUAAUUGGGUGUCCGCUUAAUAGAGGUUUCACUGUAGUUAUAUUCUGAUUCGUUAAAUUCGUUUUUUGAAUCUUAAGCAGAACAUUUCAGAGAGUAAUACGUCGCUGGAAAAUGGAAGAAAAAAUUCAUGUUCAACUAUUAUACUGAGUCUUUCCACUUUUCAGAGGUAAUCUGACUUGAAUUGGUAUACUUGAUGGUUUUCACAGUAACGUCAUCAGAUUGCAAUGUCAAAAAAGCGAGGUUUUACGAAUUCUUAUUUACAUGAGGUUGAAGAUAAGUAGAAAAUAAAUCUUUGAGAAAGUUUCCAGCCCCGAAGCAUGUUUCAUUUCGAAAAUACAGCAAUUUGAACUUCCGAGUUUUCAUAGUACGUGAUACCAAAAUAGGAAUGAGUGUCUCAUUGAAAAAAGUCAUUCCUCUUGAUAGUCAGCAGUUUAACCAUUUCAAGUAUUAAAAGAUGUGUUUUUGCGCACGUAUGCUAGCUCUCGAGUGAAAAGUAAGAGCCUUUAUAGAAAAAGUGAACUCCAGAUGUUUUUGUUGAUUUCCGGCGGCCAUAUGACGUGGACCAAAAAGACCUGACAUUUAGAUAAAUUGUUUAUAUGUUAGUCUUUUAUAAAAUUUCGUUUUCUUGGCUUCUUCCACUGGACGGUUUCCAAUUUUUUUUGUGCCCUGUUUAUUGCGUGCACACAUAAAUGAAAGUCUCUGCAUAUUUAAUCAGUUCAAUAGUUGUUACAUUCAGUAUAUAGGUUAACUUCUUCGGAUGUCUAUUGGUAGAAUAUCAACAAAAAAGCUGGCUUGAAUAACACCUGGAUAUUUAAGGGGAAAAUUGACACCAAAAUAUGAACACGUUUUUCUUCUUUUCGUGAUAAAGUAGACUGUCGUUUCUUUCUUUACAUCAAACGGGUGAAAAGACACCUGCGACCAUCUAAGCAAAGAGGAGCGAAAUUUCUAUUUACAAGUGAAUUGAUAAUGUUGGCGUGGUAAUAAUUUGAUCCUUUAUCUCAAUUUGUGUGGCAUUUUUUGUUAAUUGUACUCUUAAUUACCCGUCUAUCAUCGAAUAAAUUUACUAGGUCUCAUAUAAAUGCAGAGAAAAACGAAAUGAACAACGCAAAUACAGGCAAAACUCACUCCGAAAAUUGACGGUUCUUAUUUUUCUCGCCUGUCAUUGGUGGACCACUACAGAUCAAACAAUCAUUACAAUCAUUUCAGUCAUGUCUUUUUUCAGCGCUAUUACGUGGUUUGGGGUAUCUGUAUAGGCACAAACAAAUCCUAUAUAUAUAAAGUAUUCAUCGCUUUGAACGUAAACCGACUGAACUUUUACUGGCAGAGUAGACUCAAAAGAGCGUCCGGUUCCAAGGAAAAGAAUGCACCACUCGGACCUCUACAACAAUACACUCGUCGCUUGCAUCCUGAAUUCCAUCUUAGCUUUUACUGCCGUAGUGCUAAACGUUUUAGUAAUACUCGCGCUAAGAAAGACUCCUUCGUUACCAAGAAAAACUCUGAAAACAUUGCUCCUCAGUAUGUCUGUCUCUGACCUUGGUGUUGGUUUAGUAGCGCAGCCACUGCAAAUUUGUCUCCUGGUUAGCAACAUAAAUAUUCUUUCUAGAUCUCCGCCGUAUAUUUGGCCUGAUCACUAUGAAGCUGUAUUAAAAGCGUACAGAGUCGUGGCCAACGUCCUAACGUAUGCUUCGUUUUUUAGCAUCGUGGCUUUGAGUGCUGACAGAUUUUUGGUGAUACGCCUUCAGCUCCGGUACCAGGAUGCGGUAACUCAUAAACGCGCCAUUGUUGGGGUCAUUUCAUUUUGGCUGUUGAGCGCCGUUCUUCCGUUGAUUCGACUUCGUGAGUGGCUCCCAGAGGACAUAUUUUUCAUUUUGACUGUUACUAUUCAGUUCAUCAGUCUUAUCACCGCAGGCCUGUUUUAUUUCAAGAUUUUCUUAGCCUUACGACAACACGCAGCUCAAGUUCAAGACGUGCCAGUUGAAAGCGGAGAGAGGAAUGAAGCGGUAAAUGCAACAAGAGAGAGAAAAGCUGCAUUGGGCGUAUUUUAUGUGUAUCUAGCGCUCAUGGCUUGUUACCUACCAAUAAUUUGUUUUAAUAUUGUCGAAAAUGUAAUUGGUCCUGUGCGAACCUCAUUGAUGUAUAAAGUAAACCUCUACCUAACUAUUUUGCUUGCACUCAAUUCCUCUCUGAGUCCACUGAUUUACUGCUGGAAGAUGAGACGCAUUCGGCAAGCCAUGAUUAACAUACUGCGUCAACCCUUUCAAAACUAA